Messenger RNA from Brassica napus (rape), 2049 nucleotides. RefSeq names its product oligopeptide transporter 5. Gene Ontology annotation, biological process: transmembrane transport. Gene Ontology annotation, molecular function: oligopeptide transmembrane transporter activity. The transcript is spliced from 5 exons. Lineage: Eukaryota; Viridiplantae; Streptophyta; Magnoliopsida; Brassicales; Brassicaceae. The record is from RefSeq and is a predicted model, not a curated record. Bases 307 to 2049 code for a protein of 580 amino acids.
ACCUAGAAUAAACGUUAAUUAUUGAAAGCUAUAUUGCCAUGUAUAGUAUCUGUUUAUUCUUUUGGCUAAACUAUCUGUUUGAUUAAGAUACAUAAUGUAGAAACUAGCUACCUUUUUACUCGAAAGUAGAUAUUUCACUUUGUACAGUACUGAUUAAAACUUUUUAUUUCGUUUACAGAAACAGCCUUAAUUUCAAAUUCAAUGAAUCAAGACAAUCAUCCAUGUUUCAAGUGUAUAUGUUUAUAUAAAUUCACCUAGUAGUGAAAGUACAUACUCCUUCAUCACUUUACAGAACAGAGAUAGAAAAUGCUAAGCUCUCUCAAAGUCACAGAACCUAAACCCAAUUCUCCGGAGCAGAAGUUUGAGUCCAACAUCGUCAUAUCCGAUGAAGAAGGCGUGGAGGAAAACGACAGCCCAAUAGAAGAAGUCCGGUUAACCGUACCGAUAACCGACGAUCCAUCUCAGCCAGUGUUGACAUUCCGUACGUGGUUCUUAGGAAUGUCCUCGUGCGUGGUACUCGCGUUCGUGAACAUCUUCUUCGGUUACCGGUCGAACCCGCUCAUGGUAUCCUCAGUCGUGGCUCAGAUCGUGACUCUCCCACUAGGGAAGCUCAUGGCCACGACUCUACCGACGAGGAAAUUCCGGUUACCCGGUACGAGUUGGUCCGGUUCGUUGAACCCUGGACCGUUUAACAUGAAAGAACAUGUGUUGAUCACUAUAUUCGCUAAUACGGGAGCUGGAGGAGCUUAUGCGACUAGCAUCAUAACCAUUGUUAAAGCAUUUUAUCACCGGAAUCUCAACCCCACCGCCGCCAUGUUGCUUCUGCAAACCACUCAGCUGUUGGGGUAUGGAUGGGCUGGUAUGUUCAGGAAGUUCCUAGUGGAGUCACCGUACAUGUGGUGGCCUUCAAAUCUCGUUCAAGUCUCUCUCUUUAGAGCCUUACAUGAGAAGGAGGAGAAGCGUGAAGGCCAACAAACAAGGCUUAGAUUCUUCCUAAUAGUCUUCUUCUUAAGCUUCGCUUACUACAUCAUCCCUGGCUACAUAUUCCCUUCAAUCUCAUCCCUCUCCUUCCUCUGCUGGAUAUGGAUCCGCUCUGUCACGGCUCAACAAAUCGGUUCAGGGCUUCAAGGUCUAGGCAUUGGCUCGUUUAGUCUCGACUGGUCAGUAGUUGCAGGCUUCUUAGGCAGUCCUUUAGCCGUUCCCUUCUUCGCUAUAGCCAACUUCUUUGCUGGAUUCCUCAUCUUCUUCUACAUUGUCCUUCCUAUCUUCUACUGGAGCAACGCUUACGAUGCAAAGAAGUUUCCUCUCUUUACCUCUACUACAUUUGAUCACACCGGUCAGAAGUUUAACACCACCCGCAUCCUCAACCAGAAAACGUUUGAUAUCAACCUUGCCGCGUACGAAAGCUACAGCAAGCUUUACCUUAGCGUUGUGUUUGCUCUCAUCUAUGGACUCAGCUUUGGUACUCUUACUGCAACUGUUUCUCACGUUGCUCUCUUUGAUGGAAAGUUUAUCUGGGGGAUGUGGAAGAAGUCAACAAAGGCUGGAGAUGUUCAUACAAGACUGAUGAAGAAGAACUAUAAAGAAGUACCUCACUGGUGGUUUGUUACGGUUCUCUUUCUCUCCUUUGUGUUAGCUCUUUACGCAUGUGAAGGAUUUGGCAAACAGCUUCAGCUUCCAUGGUGGGGACUUCUACUCGCUUGUUCCGUUGCCUUCACCUUCACGUUACCUAUAGGAGUUAUCCAAGCCACCACAAACCAGCAAAUGGGUCUUAACGUUAUAGCGGAACUGAUCAUCGGUUACUUGUACCCGGGGAAACCACUAGCUAAUGUGGCUUUCAAAACAUACGGUUAUGUCAGUAUGUCCCAAGCCUUGUCUUUCGUUGGAGACUUCAAACUUGGUCAUUACAUGAAGAUUCCACCGAGGUCUAUGUUUCUUGUUCAGCUUGUUGCCACCAUGGUUUCCACAAUUUUGGUUUAUUUUGGUUUAUCAUUAUUUAUUGGUUUAGUUAAAUGUAUAUAUUACAUCCGGUUUGUCCCGGUUAGCUGA